UGGUGCCCCGUGUCCCGUGCGGGCCUCCGUACUCGGGCUAGCAGAGCCUUUCGCUUCGGGAGAGCUGGUGACGCGGCGCGGGCUGGAUGGCUGGAGACGCUGGGCUGGUCUCGAACUCCUGACCUCGGGUGAUCCACCCACGUCAGCCUCCCUACGUAUUGGGAUUACAGAUGUGAACCACCACACCUGGCCUACCGUUCCUUGACGUCAAGCUUAGCUGUGAGACUUCCAAAUGGUAAUGUAAAGUAGCAUGCUGUCAUGUGGCCCGUUCAGGCAGAAGCUUUAACAGGUGUUCUGUGGUUUAGUCCCUCCCUUUCUGCCCCCAGCAUGAACACAGCAUGUGUACAGUGAGAGCUGGUUUUUCACCCUAGAUCCUGUAACAAAGGCACGUGAAGUACAGCCGUCAGCAAGAAGUAAGCCAUUGUGAUUUCGCGUCACUGAGACUUCGGGAUCCUUUGAACGCUUACAAGUACUAAGAAUGGAUGAAGGGGAUUGUAGUAAGGAAGACCACCUUCCCGGAGCUGGGCAAGGCUGCAGUACUGCCUCUCAUCAGGUCCAGGAGGAUUCAGCAGGCUGAUGAGGAGGAACACAGGGCAUCCGUGUUGGUGGAUGUAUGGCCUUCCUGGCUCCCCUGGGACGGGAGGAAGGUAUCGAGAACCUUCCCUGCGAACUUCAGAGGAACUUCCAGCUGAUGCGAGAGCUGGACCAGAGGACAGAAGAUAAGAAAGCAGAGAUUGACAUCUUGGCUGCAGAGUACAUCUCCACGGUGAAGACGCUAUCUCCAGACCAGCGCGUGGAGCGCCUGCAGAAGAUCCAGAAUGCCUAUAGCAAGUGCAAAGAAUAUAGCGACGACAAAGUGCAGCUGGCCAUGCAGACCUAUGAGAUGGUGGAUAAACACAUUCGAAGGCUUGACGCAGACCUGGCGCGCUUUGAGGCAGAUCUGAAGGACAAGAUGGAGGGCAGUGAUUUUGAAAGCUCCGGAGGGCGAGGGUUAAAAAAAGGCCGGGGUCAGAAAGAAAAAAGGGGGUCCCGGGGCCGAGGCAGGAGGACAUCAGAGGAAGAUACACCAAAGAAAAAGAAGCAUAAAGGAGGGUCUGAGUUCGCUGACACCAUCCUGUCCGUGCACCCCUCCGACGUGCUGGACAUGCCGGUGGACCCAAACGAACCCACGUACUGCCUGUGCCACCAGGUCUCCUACGGGGAGAUGAUCGGCUGUGACAAUCCAGAUUGUCCAAUUGAGUGGUUUCACUUUGCCUGCGUGGACCUUACCACGAAACCCAAAGGAAAAUGGUUCUGUCCACGGUGUGUCCAGGAAAAGAGGAAGAAGAAGUAGGAGGAGCUGUGUGCCCAGAUCCCAGGAGCAAGUUAAUCUCGUCCUUCAUUCGUGUUGCAAUAUUUCCCUUCAUUUUAAAACUACCUUGUUCGGUUGAUACUUAGUAACUCCGUGGCCAGUUGAAAUUCUGGAUGUUUCCUAGAACAAGAACCCAUCAAACCCCGUUCGCACAGAAGGGCGACCUUGCAGGGACUCGCCGCGUUGAUGUUAGCGUGGCUUUUACAGGACUCCCCCGCGCAUCAGCAGGGAGCCCCAGCGGACGUGGCGGGUGCUGGUGCGCCCGGGCUGCCCGGCCAGGCGUGCGGGCUGCGGGGACAUGGUAACCUGGUCCACGGCCGCCGCUUUGCAGCGCGCGGCGCCACCUCGCGUAGCUUUCGUGUGGUUUUCUAGGACUGUUUGGUACAGCCCAGGCUCCCUGCGCCCCAACACCGCUGGAGCACGCCUGCCACUGAGCCGCGCGAGUGGGGCCAGUGCCUCCUCCCACUCAGCGCCGCGCUGCUUGGGCGCCUCUGACGGCCCGGGAGGGCUGGGGGCCCUUCCCCGGAGGAAGUGGCCUCCGCUUCACUGUGCGCUGCCUUUUUAGCUUGGACUUCAGUCCUCCCUCGGGGGAGUCACCUCUGGAGUAAACGGCUCUUCAUUAGCUUGGAGUAGCUGUGGGUCCUGUGACCAGCACCCACCAGACCCUGGAACAGAGCUGGGCUGAUGUUCCGUUUCUCUGGGAAUUGGUGAUGUUUUUACUGUGAAGAUGAAAUUAUCCUAAUAGCAUGAAGAUCAUGGGUCUACGUGUGUCUGUGAAGUGAGUCCCGUCCGCCAGGAGCUGAUGAACCACGAAUGCCUCUGCUUGUGCAUUCCCAGGCCCGCAGCUCCCGUCCAAGGGGACUCUGAUGUGAAUUUGUUGUGAAUUUAUUGUGCCACAAUAGCAGUUCUGGAAUGAAGCUAGGAAACCCGAGUGUGCUUUUUGUUUAAUCAGCAUUCACCAAGCUGAGCUGGAGCCGUCUUUUCGGUGGUAGUUGGGGAAGGCUGUGCAGAUUUGCUCUGCUGUGAUGCGUUGGUGACGGUGCCUAGCCUGCGGUUCCCGACAGCAUCAGCAUCGCAGGCCCUGGGAAAUCCUCUCCUGUGCCUUUAGAGGAAGGAGAGGAUUCCUGAGGAAUGCAGGGGAGCCUGUUUCUGUCCUCACACCACAGAAAGAAACCUGAGGGAAAACUGAGACGUGAGGUUCCCAAUUUAAGCCUGGUUUUCUUCAUGGUGGGGGGCCAUUUGGAAUGACAGCCUCACUUCCUCCUGAUGGCUACAUCUAUAUCUUUUCCUCCUGUUUUUAAUGUUUCACUAGGGAGAGGAAAUAAAGCAGAAAGGAACGUGUGAA
Messenger RNA from Piliocolobus tephrosceles (Ugandan red Colobus), 2696 nucleotides. It is a transcript of the gene ING5, whose product is annotated as inhibitor of growth family member 5. Gene Ontology annotation, cellular component: nucleus. Gene Ontology annotation, biological process: regulation of DNA-templated transcription; positive regulation of apoptotic signaling pathway. The coding region runs from base 614 to 1333 and encodes 239 amino acids. Gene Ontology annotation, molecular function: chromatin binding. The transcript is spliced from 10 exons. Lineage: Eukaryota; Metazoa; Chordata; Mammalia; Primates; Cercopithecidae. The record is from RefSeq and is a predicted model, not a curated record.